AUGGCCAAACGCGUCAGCAAAAGGGGCAGCAAGUCUACCAAGCUCCAGAACGGCCUCCUCAACAAGAAGGCCGCCGACAAAGAGGCUGCUGAAGCCCCUGAAGCCCCUGAAGCUCCUGAAGCUCCUGAAGUUCCCAAGAAGGAGUACAACAUCAGCGAUGCCUUGCGCCAGGCGGUCUUGGACCUCGGAGGAGACGAGGGAGAUUUCGAUCUGAUUGAUGGUGUCGAUGAUGAUGAUGAGGCUCCAGCUCAAAAGAAAGAGAGUAAAGGGCCCAGCGACAAGGAUUUGAAGAAGGAGCUCGGGGAUUUCAUGAAGGGGCUGGAUUUUGGAAGUAUCGAGGUUGCUCCUGUGGAAUCGAGCGAAGAAGCGAGCGACGAGAGUGAAGAGGAGGAAGAAGGGUCCGAAGAUGAAGAUGAGGAGGAGGAGGAGGAGGAGGAAGAUCAUGACGAAGAGGAUGAAGAUGAGGAUGAAGAUGAGGAUGAGGAUGAGGAGGAGGAUGAGGAGGAGGAGGAGGAAGGAUCAGCAGAGGAAGCAGCCCCGAAACCUGUAGAUGUCGCCCCUGUCAAGAGCAUCAAAGAGUCUUUGACUCCCAAAGCUGCUCCGGCUGCGUCUGACCCUGACAGCACGAGCGGUGUGAAUGUACCCGCUUCGACUUCCUGGCCCGCUCUUAUUCCUCCACUCGAACCGGUCGCCUCUGUGUCCAAACUCGGUCCUCACGACCUCAACAAUCUCAGACAGCGAGCCACCAACCUUCUCGAAACCCUUCCCGCUCUCCACCGAUCCUCUUCCUCUGCCGACAAGGCUUUCAUCACCCAGAUUCUGCAAUCCGGUACCCACCAGGAUAAGCUGUCUGCUUUGGUCCUGAUCGUUCGGGAAAGUCCCGUUCACGGUGUGAAGGAGCUCGACAAGCUUCGAGCUAUGGCAGGAUGGAAGGAAGACGGCAUCGGCGGGGGUGGUAACAAGGACCAGAGAGUAGCUGUCGUCAAGGCGUUGGCGGAUUGGUGGGUGUUUGGCGGAGGAAAGCAAGCUGGCAAGCUGCGCUACUUUGCCGACCAGCCUCUGUUGGCUCACCCCAAAAUUACCGAUCGUCACCUCUUGAUGUUUGCCUUCGAAGACUACUUGAAAAAGUGGUUCUUCAGCAUUCUGCAAGUGCUCGAGGUCUUGUCACACGACACACUUCCCUUCGUCAGGACACAGGCCCUGCAUAUCAUCUUCCGACUCUUGGCUGGCAAUGCCGAGCAGGAGCAGAAUUUGCUGCGUUUGGGUGUCAACAAACUCGGUGACACCGACAGACCCGUCGCUUCCAAAGCUUCCCACCACAUUCUUCAACUCCUCCAGGCCCACCCCGCCAUGAAGACCGUUGUUGCCCGUGAAGUUUCCGGCCUCGUCCUAAAGCCUUCCGGUGCAUCUGGCCCGGCUGCCUCUUCUUCCCACAUCAAAUUCGACGAUGACAAGAAGAAGGCCGCUCAGCCUCCUGCAAAGAGUGACGGUGUGGAGCAUGGGAGAUACUAUGGGUUGAUCACGUUGAACCAAAUGACUUUGACGAGGCAGGAUCAGGACGUUGCUGGAAAGCUCGUGGACCUCUACUUUGAGGUCUUUAGGGAGAUUCUGGGUGAUCCUAAUGGACCUGAAGAGGAAGAGAAGCCCGUGGAGGAGCAGGAGAAGGUUGAGAAGGUAGCUGGAAAGGUCGAAAAGUGGCGCGGACGUCGCAAGGGUGCCAAGCCAAAGAACGGUCGAAAGACUGCUUUGGAGGAAGAGGAGGAGUUGAUCGAGACGACAAAGGCCAAGCUAGUCGCUGCCGUUUUGACUGGUAUCAACCGUGCUCUUCCCUUUGCCAAGCUCGACGAAACCAUGUUCACCACCUACAUGGACACCCUCUUCAAAAUCACCCACGCCGGCACUUUCAACACGUCUAUCCAAGCCCUUCAACUCAUCUUCAAGGUCUCUACUACCGAAAGCGAGAGCCAGCAGACGGUCUCCGAUAGGUUCUACCGAACCCUUUACGACUCGCUGUUUGACCCGAGACUGGUCACUUCAAGCAAGCAGGCAAUGUACCUCAACCUGUUGUUCAAGGCGAUGAAGGCGGACCAGAGUGUUGCCCGGGUCAUGUCGUUUGUGAAGCGUUUAUUGCAAAUGCUGUCGUUGCACCAGCCACCAUUCAUCUGUGGUGCUCUCUAUCUUCUAGGCGAGCUCUUCAGUGUCACUCCUGUCCUCAAGAGGAUGCUCAUUGAGCCCGAGGAUGAUGGCGAGGAGCACUUUGUUGAUGCUGACGGCGACAAACCUGCUGUGCCCACUGCUCAAUCGUCUAGUGUCGGAAAGCAGUAUGAUGGCAGAAAACGCGAGCCUAAAUAUGCCAACGCUGAAACCAGUUGCCUCUGGGAACUUGCACCCUUCCUCAACCACUUCCAUCCCUCCGUCUCCCUUCAAGCCCACCAGCUCCUCACCUCUCAACCGGUCACCGGCUCUCCCGACAUCUCCCUCAACACCCUCAUCGCUUUCUUGGACCGAUUCGUCUACCGAAACCCCAAAAAGACUAUCCAGCCCAAGGGUGCUUCCAUCAUGCAGCCAGCUGCUGCGAGCGACAAGACGGGUAUGAUUGUCAAGGGCGAAGGCGAAGCGGGUGUGAUGGUCAACAGCGAGGCCUUCUGGAGGAGAAAGAUUGACGAUGUCCCGGUGGAGAUGAUGUUCUUCCACAAGUACUUUGCGGAGAAACUCAAGAGGAAAGAGGGUAUGGGCAAGGGCAAGAAGGGUGUGGAAGAGUCUGAAGCGGAUGAAAGCGAAGAAGGCGAGGAUGAGGAUGAGGAGAUGAAGUCGAGUGCAGCAGAAAGCAGCGAUGAGGAGGAGGACGAGGAACAGGCUGUGUCUGACGAGGACUCUGAUCCCGAGGAAGCCGAGAUCUGGAGGGUCAUGAGAGCUACCAUGCCUCGCGCCAACGACGAUCUUGGUAUCAGUGAGGAUGAAGACAUCGAUGAUGAUAUAAGCAUAUCCAGCGGCUCUCACGAGGAAAGCGAUGAUGAUGAGGACGAAGACGAGGACGAAGGCGAGGACGAUACCGAUGAGUCGGAAGUAGACGAAUCGGAAGACGAAGAGUCUGAAGAAGAGUCCGCCUCUGCGCCCAAAACAAAAACGGGCAAACGCGCCGCCCGGUCACCCUCCCCCGCCUUCUCAAAUUCCUCCUUCCCCAACUUUGACGACGAAGAUGACGAUGUCAAUGACUUGUCUGACGUUGACAUGCCCGAUAUCGUGCUUAAUGCCGAUUCGGACGACGACGAAGAGGAGGAGGACGAAGAUGAGAUCGGAAAGAAGAGGAAACAGAGGAACCAGGAGAGGAAGGAUAGGAAGAAGAAGAGAAGAGAAUUGCCGACUUUCGGUAGUUAUGAGGACUACGCGGCUCUUAUCGAGGCAGGAGGAGAGGAUCAGGAUCAGGGGUAA
Molecule: messenger RNA, 3432 nt
Organism: Cryptococcus wingfieldii CBS 7118
Lineage: Eukaryota; Fungi; Basidiomycota; Tremellomycetes; Tremellales; Cryptococcaceae
Product: ribosome biogenesis protein MAK21
Exons: 6
Coding region: 1-3432 (1143 amino acids)
Cellular component (GO): nucleus
Source: RefSeq, a predicted model, not a curated record